AUGUACGCCGUCGUGGCGCUAAAAGUGCACAAAGUCCGCGCUGGCUUCCAAGAUCAAGGUUCAGGUCCAACUAAAUAUAAUCUACCAACUAAAUAUAAUCUACCAACCAUAGACUUACCAGUACCUGCUGAAAUUCCUGUGUCAGAUCAAUUUCAUUUCCAUCCGGUUUCAUGUAGUGAUGUACAGCAGAUCACCAUGUCUUUUUCCUCAAAUAAGGCACCGGGAUUAGAUAAAGUCCCAAUGAGUAUUAUCAAAGAUGCCUUACCUUGUAUCCUCGCUGCGUUAACAGAUAUUGUUAAUUGUUCAUUGCUUACGUCCGAAUAUCCAACAUUAUGGAAGAUGGCAGAAGUUGUUCCCCUCUUAAAAGAUGGGGAUUGUGAGAUCGCAGACAAUAGUCGUCCUGUGUCUUUGCUAAUUGCAGUAUCAAAGAUUUGUGAACGAGUUGUAUUGAAUCAAUUGACUGACUAUAUGUCACAAAGGAAAAGAUAUACUGAACACCAAAGUGGCAAUCGAAAAUUACAUUCUACAGAAACAUUAAACAUUUUUAUAACAGAUCAAAUCUUGCAGUCUAUGGAUCGUAAAGAAGUUACGGCCUUAGUUUUAAUAGACUUAUCCAAAGCAUUUGAUAGCAUAGAUCAUUCAAUUCUACUAGUGAAACUUCAAACCAUUGGUGUGUCUAAUUCAGUGUUGGCAUGGUUUAAAAGUUAUCUAUCGGGACGAAGCCAAAUAGCACGUAUUGGGUCGACAUUGUCGGAAACAUGUAUUAUAACUCGAGGGGUACCUCAAGGAUCUAUUCUUGGGCCGGCAUUAUUUAACAUAUAUAUUAAUGACCUACCCAAUGUUCCAAAAGAGUCCUCUUUGGAAUCUUAUGUGGAUGAUUCGAAAAUCUAUCUGGCAUUUCCAAUUCAGAAUGUUGAAACUGCUGUGCUUAAACUUACACAAGAUAUGGAAAGAAUUACCGCAUGGUGCUGUAUAAAUAGUCUGCUAGUGAAUCCAAAGAAAACGAAACUUCUAUUACUGGGUACAAGUCAAAUGCUGAAAAAACUCUCUGGCACAGAUUUCCCUAUAACUGUUCUUGGUGAGAAAAUAAUCCCACUUCAGACUGUUAAAGAUUUGGGAAUGACUUUGGAUUCAAGUUUGACUUACGAGAAACAUAUUGUCGAUAUCGUCUCAAAAUGUAUCACAGAAUUAUGCCAAAUCAACAGAGUCAAGCAUAUUUUGGACAAACACACUUUAUCCCUUAUUAUAAAUGCAUUGGUCUUCA
This is a messenger RNA of Paramuricea clavata, 1264 nucleotides long. The record is from the annotation of a GenBank genome assembly. NCBI's taxonomy places the organism in Eukaryota, Metazoa, Cnidaria, Anthozoa, Malacalcyonacea, Plexauridae.